Molecule: messenger RNA, 2058 nt
Organism: Cryptomeria japonica (Japanese cedar)
Lineage: Eukaryota; Viridiplantae; Streptophyta; Pinopsida; Cupressales; Cupressaceae
Product: 3-phosphoshikimate 1-carboxyvinyltransferase 2
Exons: 8
Coding region: 249-1844 (531 amino acids)
Biological process (GO): aromatic amino acid biosynthetic process; chorismate biosynthetic process
Molecular function (GO): 3-phosphoshikimate 1-carboxyvinyltransferase activity
Source: RefSeq, a predicted model, not a curated record
UCUUUCCUACUCCAUAUUCUCCACCCACAUCAACUUUCACUGGAAAACGCAAUGUCUUUUAACUCCAACAAACUCUCCACACAACAAAUCCACAUGCCGGUCAAUGUCGAUCUAAAUCUGAGUCUUCCAAAAAAAUGACAAUUUUGGACCGGAAGAUCUAGCGCGUGUUUUUUUCGCAUUAAGAGUCCACCUUGAAGCUCAUAGAUCGGAACAGUUCGCGUGCAACUCAAGCAGUGCUGGUUUUGGCCAUGGCUUCCGUAUCUCAGGCACUCCUAAGACCUCACAUUGUCACAAAUGCAGGCCACACGAAAAGAGAAUCACAUGCCUGCUUAUCUAUCUCCUCGGGAUCUGCCCACCGAAGAAGUAAUUUGAACAUACAAGCAAGAAGAAUUGCACAAAAAUCAUUUACUGGAAGUGAACAGCACCAUGACACUAGAAUUAGGAGAGGGAUCAGGAAAGUUGGUGUGUGUAGAUGCUCAACAGCUGCCCCAGAGAAGCCUCCUCAAGUGGAGCAGAUUGUAUUGCAGCCCAUCAAUGAGAUCAGUGGAACUGUGAAGCUUCCUGGAUCAAAGUCCCUCUCAAAUCGCAUUCUUCUGUUGGCAUCUCUAUCCGAGGGAACAACUAUUGUCGAUAAUCUUUUAGAUAGUGAUGAUGUGCGUUACAUGAUUGGAGCAUUGAAGACGCUUGGCUUGGAUGUUAAGGAAGAGCGUGAAAAAAACCGAGCUAUAGUUGAAGGCUGUGCUGGUCGGUUUCCAGUGGGGAAACUAGGGUUAAAGGAGGUUGAACUCUUCUUGGGGAAUGCGGGCACUGCGAUGCGUCCUUUGACUGCGGCAGUUACUGCAGCAGGUGGAGCAUCAAGGUACAUUCUUGAUGGGGUUCCACGAAUGAGAGAGAGACCAAUUGGAGAUUUAGUCGUUGGCCUCAAACAACUUGGUGCAGAUGUUGGUUGUGUCCUGAACACUAAUUGCCCACCUGUAUAUAUCAAUGCAAAAGGAGGCCUACCUGGUGGAACGGUCAAACUUUCAGGCUCUAUUAGCAGUCAGUAUCUGACAGCAUUGGUCAUGACAGCUCCUCUAGCUCUUGGAGAUGUGGAAAUUGAGAUCAUUGAUAAACUAGUAUCCAUUCCCUAUGUUGACAUGACACUGAAAUUAAUGGAGCGCUUUGGUGUAAAAGUAGACCGCCACAAUGGUUGGGAGCGCUUCUCUAUAAAAGGUGGCCAAGUUUACAAGUCACCAGGAAAAGCCUAUGUUGAAGGUGAUGCAUCGAGUGCUAGCUACUUCCUUGCAGGUGCUGCUAUCACUGGUGGAACAGUUACUGUGGAAGGCUGUGGCACAAGCAGCCUGCAGGGAGAUGUAAAAUUUGCUGAAGUGCUUGAGAAAAUGGGAGCAAAAGUCAGUUGGAGUGAAAAUAGUGUGACUGUGACUGGUCCACCAGCUGAAAUAUCAAAGAAAAAGCGUUUGAUUGGUAUUGAUGUUAACAUGAACAAAAUGCCUGAUGUUGCAAUGACUUUGGCUGUGGUUGCCCUUUUUGCUGAUGGACCCACUGCUAUAAGGGAUGUUGCAAACUGGAGAGUCAAGGAGACAGAGCGCAUGUUGGCUAUAUGCACCGAACUAAGGAAGUUGGGAGCAACGGUUGAGGAGGGGCCUGAUUACUGCAUUAUCACUCCUCCAGAGAAGUUGAAAUUGACAUCAAUUGAUACAUAUGAUGAUCACAGAAUGGCUAUGGCAUUUUCUCUAGCAGCUUGUGGAGAUGUUCCAGUUACCAUAAAUGAUCCCAGCUGUACCAAGAAGACUUUUCCAGAUUAUUUUGAUGUUUUCAAGAAGGUUACAAAGCAUGGAUAUUGAAAGAGGUCAUGUAUUUUUAGUAUUGUUCAGAUUCUUCUUGGUUUUUGAGGAGUAAGCUAGGCCUGGGGUCCAGAAGGAACGAGUUAAUAAUUCCAGGCUGUACACAUAGAGAGUUGACUGAACAAUAAAUAAUAAAAUGUACUCUGAACCAAAGAUAAUUCUAUUUUUCAAUUCCGAUAUGGAGCUAUCAAGGGAGUGACAAGUUCAAUAUUCA